AGCCGGAAUGUCUGUCUUGCGCUUUAUCUGAGAAGUAAUACAUUUUAAGGAAGUGGUUUUAGGGAAAGGAACAACUCAGCUUUGACAGUAAGGGAGCUGAAAAAUCACAGCUGAACCAGUGAAUAAUGGCAAAGAAGAACCACCAAGUUGGAUCAUAGCAUGCAUCUGAAGAUAUGGCAUCCACUCUCUGUGAUUUGCUGUGUGUUUGCCGAGAAAAACACACUUGUAAACUGACACAUGAGAGUACGCAGAGUUUCUGCUGGACCUGUGGGGAAAGAAAGAAGCAAACCAAAGCCAUUUGACAAGCAGAGACCUUGAUCACUUUGUGUUUUCCUUUCUCUCCUCUAAUUCUUGAGCAAUGGACGAGCCCCUGCUGGGACGAGUGUCAGCAGUCUGCCGGAGCUGCUGCUCCUACAGCACCCUUAAGGCAUGGCUUCCCAUCCUCUCCUGGCUGCCCAGGUACAAGCUGAAGUGGCUUCAGAUGGACCUGCUCGCAGGCCUCACCGUCGGGCUGACGACUGUACCGCAGGCGCUGGCUUAUGCCGAAGUAGCCGGCCUCCCGGUGCAGUUUGGACUCUACUCUGCCUUCAUGGGAGGGUUCAUCUACACCCUCCUGGGGACCUCUAAAGAUGUGACACUGGGUCCCACAGCCAUCAUGUCACUCCUCUGUUUCUCGGUGGUGGGGGGGCAGCCACAUCGAGCCGUGCUGCUCAGCCUCCUCUGUGGACUCAUCCAGGCUGCAAUGGCAUUACUGAGAUUAGGUUUCCUGCUGGACUUUAUCUCUUUCCCUGUAAUAAAAGGCUUCACUUGUGCUGCUGCAGUAACCAUUGGCUUCGGCCAGGUUAAGAAUAUUCUGGGACUCCAGGGCAUUCCCCACGAGUUCUUCUUGGAGGUUUACUACACCUUCUACAAGAUCCCAGAAGCCAGGAUAGGUGAUGUGGUACUAGGUUUGCUCUGUCUCGCCCUUCUGGUCAUAUUGUUGUUUAUGAAGACGACUCUGGGCCCUGACGAUGCUCCCUACUCCAACAACUCCAGAGUCGCUAGGAAGCUAGUGUGGGCUGUUGCUACCAUGCGUAACGCUCUGGUGGUCGUGGCUGCAUCCCUCAUAGCAUUUUCCUGGGAUGUUUAUGGUCAUCAUGUGUUUACAAUAACUGGGAAAACUUCCCAGGGGCUCCCACCAUUCAGGCCCCCACCCACCUCCGACACUACAGCCAAUGGCACAGUUGUCUCCUUUGGAGAAAUUGUAGAGGGCUUUGGAGGAGGGCUUGCUGUGAUUCCCUUCAUGGGUCUGUUGGAGAGCAUUGCUAUUGCUAAAGCUUUUGCCAGUCAGAAUGACUACAGAAUUGAUGCCAACCAGGAGCUGCUGGCAAUUGGUGUGACCAACAUCAUGGGGUCCUUUGUGUCAGCCUACCCUGUCACUGGCAGCUUUGGGAGGACGGCAGUAAACUCUCAGACUGGUGUUUGCACUCCAGCUGGAGGGAUCAUAACCAGUGUGAUAGUGCUGCUUUCCCUGGCAUUCCUCAUGCCGGCCUUCUACUACAUCCCCAAAGCUUCUCUGGCUGCUGUUAUCAUCUGUGCGGUGGCUCCUAUGGUGGAUUUCCGUGUCGUUGCUAAGAUGUGGAGGAUACGCAAGCUCGACCUGCUGCCUUUUAUUGUCACAUUCCUGAUGAGUUUCUGGCAGGUGCAGUACGGCAUCAUAGGAGGUGUAGCUGUAUCUGGAGCCCUGCUGCUGUACAAUAUGGCUAGACCACAGAUGAAGGUGUCUGAUCACGGCGUGCUGGUGAUGGAACUGGGCAGUGGACUCAGCUUUCCUGCCACAGAGUAUCUCAGCCAUAUCAUACACACUCAGGCUCUGCAGGUGUCUCCGCCACGGUCAGUGAUUCUGGAUUGCCACCAUGUCAGUACCAUAGAUUACUCAGUGGUCAGCGAGCUCAGGGACCUGUUAAGACAGUUCAAACUGCGAGAGGUGCAGCUAGUCUUCUCCAGAUUGCAGCCCUGGGUUCUGGAGGUUCUCCUGGCAGCUGAUCUGCAGGGUCUCAGGUAUGUGGACAGUGUGGAGGCAGCGCUGCAGAUGGAGUCAGAACCUCCUCAGUGAGUGAGGCUGAACUGUCCCACCACAGACUGGAGAGGAGAUGUCUGAUGCAGGACAGAAGCAAGACUGAUCAGUGAUAUUUCCAGUCUGAGAUUGUUGGGCUGUUAUGAACUUGAAACAUGAUCUCUACCUCCAACAACUGGUUGGCUGUUACGUAUAUGAUGACUUCCAGUAGUCAGGUGUCAAAGUUUUUAUCAACAAAAAAAGGUGUUGCACUGAACUUUGCACCUGGCAAACUUGAGUUUGGAAAUGAUUGUGGAAUAUCUGAGAUUACAACACUACAUUACCAUCUUACAACACCAUUGCUCCAGAAGUCUAAUACUGUAUUGCUGUAUUGUUUUUAUAUGCUUUUGAGGUGUGGUAUAAUUUGACAUGGUGUGGACGUGCUAAAGAACAACAUACUCAUGACAACAUGAAAUAGUCGUGCUGUAUAGUACAAAGUACACCUGGUUAGUAAGCAAAGUACACCUGGUAGAGAUCCAGUGAGUUAUGUAACCUCGCAUUUCACCUUGCUGUAAACCUGAGUUUGUGAAAAAAAUCUA
Molecule: messenger RNA, 2634 nt
Organism: Scatophagus argus
Lineage: Eukaryota; Metazoa; Chordata; Actinopteri; Scatophagidae
Gene: slc26a11
Product: solute carrier family 26 member 11
Exons: 15
Coding region: 359-2095 (578 amino acids)
Biological process (GO): transmembrane transport
Cellular component (GO): membrane
Molecular function (GO): secondary active sulfate transmembrane transporter activity
Source: RefSeq, a predicted model, not a curated record